This is a messenger RNA of Diospyros lotus (date-plum), 1251 nucleotides long. RefSeq lists its product as uncharacterized. Lineage: Eukaryota; Viridiplantae; Streptophyta; Magnoliopsida; Ericales; Ebenaceae. Bases 134 to 901 code for a protein of 255 amino acids. The transcript is spliced from 8 exons. Gene Ontology annotation, molecular function: S-adenosylmethionine-dependent methyltransferase activity. The record is from RefSeq and is a predicted model, not a curated record.
GGUGUGCGAAUUUUGGGCGUGAAAGCGUCACUCCACACUCCACAGAGAGUUCUUCGUCCCCAAACCACCGCAACCGACCACCAACUGCCGCCGCCGCCGGAUAGACCGAAGCAGGCCGACGCCGGAGAUUAUUAUGAAUAUGUACAGAGAUGUGUCGGCGUGUUACACAUACAAUUACGGCGACGCCCUCUACUGGGACGCCCGUUACAUUCAGGAUGCCGGCUCCUUGUACGAUUGGUACCAGCGCUACGCCGCCCUCCGCCCUUUCGUCCGCAAGUACAUCCCCACCUCUUCCCGCGUCCUCAUGGUCGGUUGCGGGAAUGCCGUUAUGUCAGAGGACAUGAUUAAGGAUGGAUAUGAAGACAUAAUGAACAUUGAUAUUUCCUUGGUGGCCAUUGACCUGAUGAGAAGGAAAUAUGAACAUGUUCCCCAGCUAAAAUACAUGCAAAUGGAUGUUAGGGAUAUGAGCUUCUUCCCAGAUGAAUCAUUUGAUGGUGUCAUUGACAAAGGAACUCUUGAUUCAUUGAUGUGUGGUGUUGAUGCUCCAAUUAGUGCUGCUCAAAUGCUGGGUGAAGUGUGCAGGCUUCUUAAACCCGGAGGAAUCUACCUGCUGAUAACUUAUGGCGAUCCCAAAGUGAGGAUUCCUCAUUUGAGCAGACCUAUAUACAAUUGGAAAAUUGAAUUGUACAUUAUACCCAGGCCAGGAUUUCAGAGACCGGCCGGUUCUACUACUACCAGGUCAUACUUGGAGCCCAUUCCUACCACCGAAGAGGGCCUACUUCCUGCAGACUUUGUUUUGGAAGAUCCAGAAUCUCAUUACAUAUAUGUGUGCAGAAAGAUGGAUGAAACAACAGAUUUAGAUCAUAUGCACCCCCACUUGUUGACAAGUGAUGUGUUGUAACAUAGUGAAUGAGGAGGUGGGGAGGCCGGUUUUGACGCUUUACCGUCAAUUUUUUCUGAAACCCGGCACAUGAUAUUAUUGCUGCUUGCCUUUACAAUACAAUACCAUUAGACAUUAGUUGUUAGGUUUGGUUGGGGCUACCUUACCUACCUACCUACCUACUACCUGUGCUUUGGGCAGAGGUGAUAAGUGUUGGGUUGUGUUUGGAUUGGAUUGGAUAGAUUCCUUCUUACCAAUAAAUAAUGUGGGGAAGAAGAAUGGAAUGAAAUUCCCCCACAGUAGUAUAUUUUAUUUUAUGGAAAAGAAAGAAUUGCCUCUCCGGGAGGUUAUAAAUGCUUGAAUUGUUUUUA